Messenger RNA from Parasteatoda tepidariorum (common house spider), 3520 nucleotides. RefSeq lists its product as uncharacterized. NCBI's taxonomy places the organism in Eukaryota, Metazoa, Arthropoda, Arachnida, Araneae, Theridiidae. The record is from RefSeq and is a predicted model, not a curated record.
CAAAAAAUUUCGCCAGGAAAAAAAAAAAAGCCAGAUUUUUGGGCGCCCCACACGUGACCUUGCAGGUCAGUUUGGGGUUGUUUUUUAAUACAGCGGGCUACUUUGCCGGCCAUAUUGAUACAAACUGUAGCCAUCAUAAAACGAAAGUUAUUCUCUAAAAUCGAAUGAUGGAUAGUAAAACAGAAUUUCAAAAGGAAGAAAAAGACAAGAACUUGCUGACAGAUUUACCAUUAAAAGAUGAGUCUGUUAAUAAGACGAAAAAGAAGAGAAAAAAUAGAAAGUCGAAAGCUGUUGAAAUUCUUGAACUGAAAAAUGAAGGUAAAGAAGAAAAUCUACAAACAGGUUCACUUCUGGAAACCGAGAUUAAUCAGGAGAAAAGGAAGAUAACCGACGAAUCUGAUGAAUUUCAAAGAGAAAUAAUGGAAGAAAAUUUACAACCACGGAGUGAAUCCAAUAAAAAGAGAAGGAAGAGGAAAAGCAGAAAGAGGAAAUCUGCAUCGGUACUAAUGAAAGUAACUAAUGAAAAUGAACAUGACAGCAGUGACCCAGUCUCCGCAACUAACACUGGACAAGUUAAUCCUGGAAGCUAUAAUAAAAAUAAACAAAAUAACAAAAAGUCAGUAGUAACUGAUGAAGAUCCGGUAGCAUUGACGCAUGCAAAAAUUUCCAGUAAAGACCCAGCAACUUCGAAGCAUUAUGAUCUGAGUAGUGACGACUUAGCAACUUUUGAAGUAAUCUACGGAGACGAAGUAUCUUCGGAGUAUGACGUCGACUUAGCAACUUUCGAAGUGAUCAAUAGACCAUCCGAUGAAGAUGUAACUUCUGAACAUGAUGAUCUGAUUAGCACAGUAGCUUCUGACCAGGUCGGUGAACACCCAGUAGCUUCUGAACUGGUCGGUGAACACCCAGCAGCAUCCGAACACGACACAUUUUCUUGUGAAGGUUCAGUAACAAAUGAAGAUGCUGAACCUUACACUGAAAGCCCAAUUUCUUCAGAUCAUAGUGAACUUACCAACGAAAGUCUAGAAGCUUUUGAAAGCGAGGAACUGACCUGUACUGCACAAGAAAAUGUGCACCCCAGAGUUACAAAUGAAGACUUUGAAACUUUUGAACAUGAUGAUCCUUCUUUCGUAGAUCCGGCACUUCCUGAUAGUAUCGAAACUUUUGCUGAAGGUCCCCCUACUUCUGAACUGCAAGAACUGACAGAAGGAGAUUCACCUGCUAUUGAGAAUGAACGAAAUGAACUGACCAUUGAAGGUUCAUUCAUUCUAGAAUUUCAUGAACAAAGCGACUGUAAAUUGAAUGAAGAAAGAACUGUCGGCAAUAUAGGACACACGACUGAUUCUAAUAUCCUUGUUUCUGAUGAAAGAUCGCAUCUUGAAGAUCAUCUUAGUUUCCCUUCCUAUACAGCUACUACAAACAUUGAAAAUCAAAAUAGAAAAUCUUCCAGUGGGGAAGUUAUACAACCUACAAUAGCUGAUAUCCUCGUUCCUGAUGAAAUGCCUUCCACUACACUCAAAGAUGAAGAUCACCCAAGCUCCCCUUCCUACACAGUUGCAAGCAUUAUACAACCUACACCUGAUAUAAUUGUUUCUAAUGAAAUGCUUUCCUUCACCCUCAGAGAUCAAGAUCAUCUUGGCUCCUCGUCUUGUGCAGCCACAGACAGUAAAAUGCAAUGCAGUAGAUCUUCCGAUGAAGAAGUGCCACAAACUACAGCUGUUAUCCUUUCUAAUGAUAGCUCUUCCACCACCCUCACAAAUGAGGACAAUCCUAGCUCCCCUUCCUACACAGCUGCAAACAUUACACAACCUACUACACCUGAUAUAAUUGUUUCUAAUGAAAUGCUUUCCUUCACCCUCAGAGAGAAAGAUCAUCUUGGCUCCUCGUCUUGUGCAGCCACAGACAGUGAAAUGCUAUGCAGUAGAUCUUCCGAUGAAGAAGUGCCACAAACUACAGCUGUUAUCCUUUCUAAUGAUAGCUCUUCCACCACCCUCACAAAUGAGGACAAUCCUAGCUCCCCUUCCUACACAGCUGCAAACAUUACACAACCUACUACACCUGAUAUAAUUGUUUCUAAUGAAAUGCUUUCCUUCACCCUCAGAGAGAAAGAUCAUCUUGGCUCCUCGUCUUGUGCAGCCACAGACAGUGAAAUGCUAUGCAGUAGAUCUUCCGAUGAAGAAGUGCCACAAACUACAGCUGUUAUCCUUUCUAAUGAUAGCUCUUCCACCACCCUCACAAAUGAGGACAAUCCUAGCUCCCCUUCCUACACAGCUGCAAACAUUACACAACCUACUACACCUGAUAUAAUUGUUUCUAAUGAAAUGCUUUCCUUCACCCUCAGAGAUCAAGAUCAUCUUGGCUCCUCGUCUUGUGCAGCCACAGACAGUGAAAUGCAAUGCAGUAGAUCUUCCGGUGAAGAAGUGCCACAAACUACACCUGUUAUCCUUUCUAAUGAUAGCUCUUCCAUCACCCUCACAAAUGAGGAUAAUCCGAGCUCCUCUUCCCAUACAGCUGCAGACAUUAAACCACAAUGCAGCGGGCCUUCUUCAAAUGAAAAAGUCAUGCCUGAACCAUUAGGACUUUUUAGUAUGCUUGUAGCAGUAUUAGUGUUUUGUUUAAUAGUAUUCUGCCAUGCUUUUUGUGCUUCAUUUUUAAUAUUUAAAAAACCCUCUCCUCAGAAGCGGGCCAAUAAGCAGAAAAUUAAUUCUGAUGAGGCCCAUAACUAGAGUUGCCAAAGGUAACGCUUUUUAUUAAACUGUGAUAAAAUGUAUAUAAAUAAAUUGUGUUCUUAAUAAAUUAUGUUAUUAUUUAUUUAGAAAGUUAUAUACUUUCAGAGUGCAUAAAAUUAUCCUUCUAAAUUAUUAAUUUUAAAGCAAUAUAAUCAAUGUUAAUGGAAUAAACUAUUUUUAUAGUAAUAAUUAAAAUGUAACAAUCCCCAGCAUUAUAUACCGUAUGAUAUUGAUGGCAAGAAAUGAAAAUAUAAGAGAAUGUAAAGAGCAACUUCGGCAAAUAAAUUAAGUAUGAAUUAGUGUGUAGUAAUAUCAUGACGACUUGCACUUGAAUUGAUCUUCGAUAAAUACAGAGGCGCUUCUAGUCUUAAUUUAUCGAAUGAAAUUCUAAUUUUACUAAAUCAUCAUUGCACAUAUACUUUUCUAACUAUCUCUCAUCUUAUAAAAUACAACAAAAGGUUUCAUAAUUUUGUAUUUAGUCGCAGUAUCAGGAUAUUAGAAGCAGUUUUGGUUAAGUUUAGUCCCUUAAUUUGUCAAAUACUCUGGAUAAUGCUAAAGGCAAAAAAAAUUUUUUUUUGCCUGAAUGAAAAACUUUUUUCAUGCAACUUAUGUCAUUCUGUAAGCUCGUAUAGUUCAUCUGGAAAUUAAUUCCUAAGUGUGUGGUGAAUAAAUUGUUGUAAAAAUAACUCAUUAAUUCCUUUUUGUAGAGAAUUAAAAAAGAAAAACUUUUCAUUGUUAAGAUCCCUUUACAAGUACACAGUAUUUAUAUUUUAUUAAACGCAAUAAUUAAU